AAGCAAGAAGAUCGAUGCUAAUUAUAUGACGUUAAUGUCGAUCAGUUGGUCCACUUAAACAAUAUUGUCUCUCUUAAUUACAAUAUCAAAGAAAUUUCUUUUAGGCGUCCAUAUAUCAGUAGUGUAGGUCCAUCACUCCACUAGCCUGUACGUGUUCCUAUAUGAUCAAUAUAUAUUAGCUAGCUAGUUCACUUCUUUUGGUGCCAAAGCAAAACACAGACUCUUUGCAAUCACCUUCCUUCGCUUCCUUUGAUUUGCAAACAAGAUAACAUGGCUGAGGUUGCACUUGCAGCUGCAGGCGUAGUUCUCUCCCCCUUCCUCCAAGUAUUUUUUGAAAGAAUGGCAUCUCGCGAGUUUGAUGACUUCUUUCGGGGGCGAAAACUUAGCGAGAAACUCCUAAGAAAGUUGAAGAUAGCAUUGCUAUCCGUAAAUGCAGUGCUCGAAGACGCAGAAGACAGGCAAUUUAUGGAGACUAGUGUGAAAGAGUGGCUCCAUGAGCUGAAAGAUACUGUCUAUGAUGCAGAGGACAUCUUGGACGAGAUUGCUACCAGACACUCGCGACACCAGUUGGAUUCUGAAUUUGGAACCAUUGCAAGUAAGGUACGACACUCCAUCUCUGCUGCUCCUUUUGAUGUCAAUAAGAUAGAAGGAAAGAUAAAAGAUGUAGUUGACAGAUUAGAAGAUCUAGCAAAACUAAUAGGUGUUUUAGGUCUAAGAGCAGGUGUUGGAGGGAAAAUAUUAGAAAGAUUGCCCACGACUUCUUUCAUGGAAGAAUCUAGUAUUUGUGGUAGGGAUUGUGAUAAGGAGGCGAUAAUUAACUCGCUGCUCUCGAAUGAUGCGAGGGGCAGUAAAGGAGGUGUUGUUGCCAUAACCGGCAUGGGAGGAAUUGGCAAGACCACCCUUGCUCAUCUAGUAUAUAAUGAUGAUAGGGUGAAGGAGCACUUUCAGUACAAAGUAUGGGUUUGUGUUUCGGAUCCAUUUGACAUGAUCAUGGUAAUGAAAACAAUUAUAGAGGCAGUAACUUUGUCAAGUUGUGAUAUUAAGGAUCCGAACCAGCUUCAAAAUAAACUUAAGGAGACGUUGACAGGAAAGAAAUUCCUACUUAUUUUAGACGAUGUUUGGGAUACGAAUCCUACCAAAUGGGAGGUCUUAAGAAAUGCUUUUAAAUUAAAGGCACAAGAAAGUAGGGUCAUCGUAACAACGCGUAAUUCUGAAGUUGCAACAGCCAUGCACGCUGUUAAUCAUGAUAUAACCUUGUUAUCAAAAGACGAUUGUUGGUCACUAUUUGCAAAGUAUGCAUUCCACGAUGGUAACUUUGAUGCGGAUCCAGAACUAGAAGCAAUAGGAAAAGAAAUUGCAAAAAAGUGCAAAGGCCUACCUUUAGCAAUUAAGGCGAUUGGGGCUCUCUUGGUGUCUAAAUUAGAUGUUGAUGAAUGGAAGAAGGUAUUGAGAAGUGAAUUAUGGGAUUUACCAAUUGAGGAGACAGACAUCCUUCCUGCUCUAAGAUUAAGUUAUAAAUAUCUUUCAUCACCUCUAAAGCGAUGCUUUGCAUACUUGUGUGCUGUCGCAGGCACCCAAAAAUAA
Molecule: messenger RNA, 1584 nt
Organism: Alnus glutinosa
Lineage: Eukaryota; Viridiplantae; Streptophyta; Magnoliopsida; Fagales; Betulaceae
Product: putative disease resistance RPP13-like protein 1
Exons: 1
Coding region: 271-1584 (437 amino acids)
Biological process (GO): defense response to other organism
Molecular function (GO): ADP binding
Source: RefSeq, a predicted model, not a curated record